UUAUUUUACAAGCGCGUCCUCUCCUGCCCUCGCUGUCCUCUCUUUCCCUCUCUAUUCUUCUGCUUCACCGCCAAAAGUACAGGGCUCUGCUUCACUUCCAGCCACCUCUGAAUCUCUCUCUCUCUCUCUCUCUCUCUCUGCGUUUGAAUUUCCCACAGUGAUGGAGGAGCAAUUCGUACUCAGAGUCCCACCUUCAGUUGCAGAGAGAUUAGAUCGUCUUCUCAGCGAGAAUGCUUCUUCAGACGACAAGUCGUUGGAUUUGUCUUUCGAAGAGGAUGGCCGGAGUGGAACAUUUGUAAUUGGCAAUGACCGGUUCCCUGCAUCGCUCUUGGAUCUUCCUACUGUUGUGGAAUCCUACAAAACGUAUGACGAUAGUGUGUUAAUUAAGACUGCAGAUAUUGGUCAGAUGAUUAUGGUUAGAGAUCCAAAUGAUCCUGCUCCAGAUACAGUUGAGUACAGGCAUGGUCUCACCCCUCCGAUGAGGGAUGCUCGAAAGCGAAGAUUUCGCAGGGAGCCUGAUCUAAAUCCUGAGCUUGUCCAGCGUGUUGAGCAAGAUCUACUGAACAUUAGUGCUGGUGGACCAGCUGACAAUGUGGAUAUUGAAGUAGCUGAGCAAGAGAAAAAUCGAGAUGGCAAGGCUGGUAAUACAAGUAAAAACCCUGCACCAGCUCCUGAAUCAAAAACUGAUAUUCCUGAGGCUACUACAAACACAGGGGAACCUGAUGGAGAGCCUGAUAGAAGUGAUUCGGAUGAAUCUGACGAUUCAAUUUGAAGAAAGCCCUUGUGCAAGCUGAUAUCGUUUCUCCGUCAAGCUUCUUGAUGAAGUUAAGAUGUGCAUAUCGAAAAGAACAUUUCUGAAUGAUAGCAUAAAUUUAUGUUGUGUUGAUAACAUUAACAUGUGUACUAACAUUAUUUUUGAUCUCCUCCUAGUCGGUUUGCCAGUUCUGAAUAUCCUCAGGAUUCUCAAAGAACUUGUAUAAUUUGGUAGUAUAUAGUGGAAAACUUGUCUACAAGUUUGUACUUUUGCAAAGCUAUGCCAAGUUUCAUUUCUUCGUUCCAAAGGCA
This is a messenger RNA of Rosa chinensis, 1065 nucleotides long. RefSeq names its product transcription initiation factor TFIID subunit 7. Gene Ontology annotation, cellular component: transcription factor TFIID complex. The transcript has 6 exons. The record is from RefSeq and is a predicted model, not a curated record. The coding region runs from base 161 to 772 and encodes 203 amino acids. Gene Ontology annotation, molecular function: RNA polymerase II general transcription initiation factor activity. Gene Ontology annotation, biological process: transcription initiation at RNA polymerase II promoter; RNA polymerase II preinitiation complex assembly. Lineage: Eukaryota; Viridiplantae; Streptophyta; Magnoliopsida; Rosales; Rosaceae.